This is a messenger RNA of Drosophila willistoni, 361 nucleotides long. It is a transcript of the gene ubl, whose product is annotated as ubiquitin-like protein 5. Gene Ontology annotation, biological process: mRNA splicing, via spliceosome; protein modification process. Gene Ontology annotation, cellular component: nucleus; cytoplasm. The transcript is spliced from 3 exons. The record is from RefSeq and is a predicted model, not a curated record. Bases 66 to 287 code for a protein of 73 amino acids. Gene Ontology annotation, molecular function: protein binding; protein tag activity. Lineage: Eukaryota; Metazoa; Arthropoda; Insecta; Diptera; Drosophilidae.
GAAUUUCUUUCCGCUUCAAGGCGUAAACACAUUUGCCACAAACUGCUUACUGUGUGAAAGUAAAUAUGAUAGAAAUCACUUGCAACGAUCGUUUGGGAAAAAAGGUCCGCGUCAAAUGCAAUCCGGAUGACACCAUUGGUGACUUAAAGAAACUUAUAGCGGCUCAGACAGGCACUAAGCACGAGAAGAUUGUUCUUAAGAAAUGGUACACCAUCUACAAGGAUCCCAUUCGCCUAUCCGAUUAUGAAAUCCAUGAUGGCAUGAAUUUGGAGCUCUACUACCAAUAGAACACUUCAUUUGGAAGACUCAACUUUUGUACUAGCCUAUUUUUUAAUAAAAUAUAAAUAUAUCAAAAUUGAAA